CCAUUCUCUCUUCUUCCUCCUCCUCCAUCACCACCACCAUUAAAAAAAAAAAAAAAAUCCCAAAAACCUUCUAAAUUUAGUAAAUUUUCGUUAUACAAUAAAGUUUGAUUCUGAGGCGACUAAACUACGUAAUUACAAAAUAUUUCGACUUGAAAAACAAAGAUUAUUUAUCAGAUGACGAAUUUAGAGUCAUCUUCUUCUACCGCUAUUUCUCCGGCGGGGCCGCCACGAUCACCGUGGCACUCACCGGUACCGUAUUUAUUCGGUGGAUUAGCAGCUAUGUUAGGACUAAUUGCAUUUGCUUUAUUAAUAUUAGCAUGUUCUUAUUGGAGACUUUCAGGGUACCUUGAAAAUAAUGAAGGUGAAAAUGAAGAUGAUAUUGAAGCUGGAGAAAGGAAUAAUAAUGGUAAUGGAUCUGAUAUUAAGGUUGUACCACCAAUUUUUGAAGAGAAGUUUUUGGUUAUUAUGGCUGGAGAAAUGAAGCCAACUUUUAUUGCUACACCUAUAUCUAGUAGGGUUUCAUCUUUUGGUAGCUGCAGUAGUGGUUGUACUGCAAGCAGUGAGAGUAGUACGGAGAAAUCGGAGGGAGAAGAGGAGGGAGAGAAGAAACAAGAAAAUAGGGUCUCGAGUUUGAGUCCUGAAAAUGUAGAAAGUGCUCCUAACAUGGAACGGGAGACCGUUUGAUGAUCUUUUGCAAUGCGAAUCUGAAUUAAUUGAGCCGGUGAAUUCAGUGAGGAAAUUGGUGGACAUGAAGUGGAAAUGCUCAAAUUAGGCCCCUUAAUUAAAAAAAAAAUGAAGAAAAAUUAAGGGAAAUUAAUUUGCUUUAUAAAUUAUUGGAUUUUUUAUUUUCUAUGGGUAUGAGGUGCUAGGAAGAUUAGGAAUUGGGAGGUGGUUUUGAAAAAAGUAGAGGUGGAUAUAACUUUUUUUUUUUCCUUUUCUUGGAAAUUCCGGAAAUGUAUAUACUUUUUGGAGAAUGAAUGGGAAAACUUUAUUUUGGUAAUUUAA
This is a messenger RNA of Nicotiana attenuata, 1005 nucleotides long. RefSeq names its product protein GLUTAMINE DUMPER 2-like. The record is from RefSeq and is a predicted model, not a curated record. Lineage: Eukaryota; Viridiplantae; Streptophyta; Magnoliopsida; Solanales; Solanaceae. The transcript has a single exon. The coding region runs from base 175 to 684 and encodes 169 amino acids. Gene Ontology annotation, biological process: regulation of amino acid export.